AAACAAGCAUUGAAAAAGUGAAUGUAUAGUUUGAUAUAUUGAAUUCAAAGUUGCAUAAUUAAAAGAAAUUUUUGCUGGAAUUAGAAACAUUUAGACAGAGUAUUUGUCUCAGUUUGGUUGACUUCUUGGAUUGUUGUUUUGUAUUUUCGGUGUAGUGUCGUCUAACAGAACUUGUUAUAAAACGUUGAUUAAACGAUGGAUCAAAAUAAUGAUAACCACUGUUCCAGUGAAACUCUAUCACUCAUUCGGCGCUCUUUAAAAUCCCACAGCAUGAAUAAGGAAGGAACACAAUUCGAUGAAAGUUUCCCACAUAUUUUUGUCGUUUUCGGAGCCUCGGGUGACUUGGCAAAAAAGAAAAUCUAUCCGACGCUGUGGUACUUGUACCGAGACAACCUGUUGCCGAAACGUACAACAUUUUUCGGCUAUGCCCGCAGUGCAAUAACCGUACAGGAAAUUCGUGAAAAAUGCGCACCUUACUUGAAAAUUCGUCCUGAUGAGGAGAAGGUGUUCGAAGAUUUCUGGAAAAUCAACCACUACGUGGCUGGAUCGUACGAUUCGCGUACGGAUUUCGAGAAACUUAAUCAAGAAAUGGGUAAAUUCGAGAAUGGGUCGCAUGCUAACCGUUUGUUCUAUUUGGCACUGCCGCCAUCAGCAUUUCAAUCGGUUUCGGCCAACAUACGUAAUUCCUGCAUGGGUCAGAAAGGUUGGAAUCGUAUCAUCGUCGAGAAACCAUUCGGGAAAGAUGCUGCUAGCUCGAAAGCCCUGUCCGAUCAUCUAACUUCGCUAUUCAAAGAGGAACAACUCUACCGCAUCGAUCAUUACUUGGGCAAGGAAAUGGUUCAAAAUUUAAUGACAAUUCGGUUCGGUAAUCGCAUAUUCAAUCCGACAUGGAAUCGUGAAAACAUUUCGUCGGUGUUGAUAUCGUUCAAAGAACCAUUCGGUACAAAGGGUCGUGGUGGAUAUUUCGAUGAAUUCGGCAUCAUUCGAGAUGUUAUGCAAAAUCAUUUGCUUCAAAUUCUUUCGCUCGUCGCAAUGGAAAAGCCGGUCACCUGCCAUCCGGAUGAUAUACGCGAUGAAAAGGUCAAAGUACUGAAAAGUAUCAAAUCAUUGGAACUGGACGACUGUGUGUUAGGACAGUAUGUGGGAAAUCCGGAUGGCAAAGACGACGAUGCGAAAAUGGGCUACUUGGACGAUCCAACGGUUCCGGCUGGUUCGAAAACACCAACAUUUGCGUUGGCCGUGUUGCAAAUUAAGAACGAACGAUGGGACGGCGUGCCAUUCAUACUGAGAUGCGGCAAAGCAUUGAACGAACAGAAAGCUGAGGUGCGAAUACAAUAUCGCGAUGUUCCUGGUGACAUAUUUGGCGGCCGGUCGAAGCGUAACGAAAUGGUAAUUCGUGUGCAGCCGGGAGAAGCAUUGUAUGUUAAAAUGAUGACCAAGUCGCCCGGUAUCACAUUUGACAUGGAAGAAACCGAACUGGAUUUAACGUACAAUCAUCGGUACAAGGAGAUCAAACUUCCCGAUGCAUAUGAGAGACUAAUAUUGGACGUUUUUUGCGGUUCGCAAAUGAACUUUGUUCGUGAUGAUGAAUUAAGUGAAGCAUGGCGCAUAUUCACACCUCUGUUGCAUCACAUCGAGAAUAAUGACGUUAAGCCAAUACCGUAUAUGCAUGGUUCGCGUGGACCGAAAGAAAGUGACGAAAAAUGUGAUAAAAAUAACUUUAAAUACUACGGUUCGUACAAAUGGAACAAUUCUAAAAUGUAAAUCGCUUUCCAUUUCAAUGUUCAAAGAUGAAGAAAAUCGAUUUUGUAAAUGUGAACGUCAGAAAAGACUAUGGUCAUUCCAAUAUGUAUAUUCGAAACUUGAAUCAUUAACCCACACAACAUUCUAUACAAAUUAAUUUAUUAGAAUUAUUACGUUCUUUUUUGCCUAUAAAACUCAACCGAAACAACAACAA
Messenger RNA from Bradysia coprophila, 1957 nucleotides. It is a transcript of the gene Zw, whose product is annotated as glucose-6-phosphate 1-dehydrogenase Zw. Gene Ontology annotation, cellular component: cytosol. Gene Ontology annotation, biological process: glucose metabolic process; pentose-phosphate shunt, oxidative branch. Gene Ontology annotation, molecular function: NADP binding; glucose-6-phosphate dehydrogenase activity. The record is from RefSeq and is a predicted model, not a curated record. NCBI's taxonomy places the organism in Eukaryota, Metazoa, Arthropoda, Insecta, Diptera, Sciaridae.